GGGAGUCUGCCCGUGAGGGGCCGGGAACCUGAGUCCCACUGCCCCUGGUCAUGGGGUAAAGGAAUCCGAGUCUAGGAAGACCGCUUCUCACCCUCCUCUCAGCCUUGCUUUUUUCCAUGGGGACGGAGUUUCCACUAUAUGGAAAUGCCUGCAUUAGGAACCGUAAAAGUUUGCCUGCCCGCGUCUUAUUUUCAAGAGAAGACCUACAGCAAGAUGAAUAAUCCAGCUAUCAAGAGACUAGGAAAUCACAUUAUCAAAUCUCCCGAAGACAAGCGAGAAUACCGUGGGCUAGAGCUGGCCAAUGGUAUCAAAGUACUUCUCAUCAGUGAUCCGACCACGGAUAAGUCAUCAGCAGCACUUGAUGUGCACAUAGGUUCAUUGUCAGAUCCUCCAAAUAUUGCUGGCUUAAGUCAUUUUUGUGAACAUAUGCUAUUUUUGGGAACAAAGAAAUACCCUAAAGAAAAUGAAUACAGCCAGUUUCUCAGUGAGCACGCAGGAAGUUCAAAUGCCUUUACUAGUGGAGAACAUACCAAUUACUAUUUUGAUGUUUCCCACGAACACCUAGAAGGUGCCCUAGACAGGUUUGCACAGUUUUUCCUGUGCCCCUUAUUUGAUGAGAGUUGCAAAGACAGAGAGGUGAAUGCAGUUGAUUCAGAACAUGAGAAGAAUGUGAUGAACGAUGCCUGGAGACUGUUUCAGUUGGAAAAAGCUACGGGGAAUCCCAAACACCCCUUCAGCAAAUUUGGGACAGGUAACAAAUAUACUUUAGAGACUAGACCAAACCAAGAAGGCAUUGAUGUAAGACAGGAGCUACUGAAAUUCCAUUCUACUUAUUAUUCAUCCAACUUAAUGGCUAUUUGUGUGUUAGGUCGAGAAUCUUUAGAUGACUUGACUAAUCUGGUGGUAAAGUUAUUUUCUGAAGUUGAGAACAAAAAUGUCCCACUGCCAGAAUUUCCUGAACACCCUUUCCAAGAAGAACAUCUUAAACAACUUUACAAAAUAGUGCCCAUUAAGGAUAUUAGGAAUCUUUAUGUGACUUUUCCCAUACCUGACCUUCAGAAAUACUACAAAUCAAAUCCUGGCCAUUAUCUUGGUCAUCUCAUUGGUCAUGAAGGUCCUGGAAGUCUGUUAUCAGAACUGAAGUCAAAGGGCUGGGUGAAUACUCUUGUUGGUGGACAGAAGGAAGGAGCCCGAGGUUUUAUGUUUUUUAUCAUUAAUGUGGACCUGACUGAGGAAGGAUUAUUACACGUUGAAGAUAUAAUUUUGCACAUGUUUCAGUACAUUCAGAAGUUACGUGCAGAAGGACCUCAAGAAUGGGUUUUCCAAGAAUGCAAGGACUUGAAUGCUGUUGCAUUUAGGUUUAAAGAUAAGGAGAGGCCACGGGGCUAUACCUCUAAGAUUGCAGGAAUAUUGCAUUAUUAUCCCCUAGAAGAAGUGCUCACGGCUGAAUAUUUACUGGAAGAAUUUAGACCUGACUUAAUAGAGAUGGUUCUCGAUAAACUCAGACCAGAAAAUGUCCGGGUUGCAAUAGUUUCCAAGUCCUUUGAAGGAAAAACUGACUGCACAGAAGAGUGGUACGGAACCCAGUACAAGCAAGAAGCUAUACCAGAUGAAGUCAUUAAGAAAUGGCAAAAUGCUGACCUCAAUGGUAAAUUUAAACUUCCAACGAAGAAUGAAUUUAUUCCUACGAAUUUUGAGAUUUUAUCGUUAGAAAAAGAAGCAACACCGUACCCUUCUCUUAUUAAGGAUACAGCUAUGAGCAAACUCUGGUUCAAACAGGAUGAUAAGUUUUUCUUGCCAAAGGCUUGUCUCAACUUUGAAUUUUUCAGCCCAUUUGCUUAUGUGGACCCCUUGCACUGUAACAUGGCCUAUUUGUACCUUGAGCUCCUCAAAGACUCACUCAACGAGUAUGCAUAUGCAGCAGAGCUAGCAGGCUUGAGCUAUGACCUCCAAAAUACCAUCUAUGGGAUGUAUCUCUCGGUGAAAGGUUACAAUGACAAGCAGCCGAUUUUGCUAAAGAAGAUUAUUGAGAAAAUGGCUACCUUUGAGAUUGAUGAAAAAAGAUUUGAAAUUAUCAAAGAGGCAUAUAUGCGAUCUCUUAACAAUUUCCGAGCUGAGCAGCCUCACCAGCACGCCAUGUACUACCUCCGCCUGCUGAUGACUGAAGUGGCCUGGACUAAAGAUGAAUUAAAAGAAGCCCUGGAUGAUGUCACCCUUCCUCGCCUUAAGGCCUUCAUACCUCAGCUCCUGUCACGGCUGCACAUUGAAGCCCUUCUCCAUGGAAACAUAACAAAGCAGGCUGCACUAGGAAUUAUGCAGAUGGUUGAAGACACCCUCAUUGAACAUGCUCAUACAAAACCUCUCCUUCCAAGUCAGCUGGUUCGGUAUAGAGAAGUUCAGCUCCCUGACAGAGGAUGGUUUGUGUAUCAGCAGAGGAAUGAAGUUCACAAUAACUGUGGCAUCGAGAUAUACUACCAGACAGACAUGCAGAGCACCUCAGAGAAUAUGUUUCUAGAGCUCUUCUGUCAAAUCAUCUCUGAACCUUGCUUCAACACCCUGCGCACCAAGGAGCAGCUGGGCUACAUCGUCUUCAGUGGGCCUCGUCGAGCCAACGGCAUUCAGGGCUUACGAUUCAUCAUCCAGUCAGAAAAGCCACCUCACUACCUAGAGAGCAGAGUGGAAGCUUUCCUAAUCACCAUGGAGAAGUCCAUAGAGGACAUGACAGAAGAGGCUUUUCAGAAACACAUUCAAGCACUAGCAAUUCGUCGACUAGACAAACCAAAGAAACUAUCCGCAGAGUGUGCUAAAUAUUGGGGGGAAAUCAUCUCUCAGCAAUACAAUUUUGACAGAGACAAUACAGAAGUUGCAUAUUUAAAGACACUUACCAAGGAAGAUAUCAUCAAAUUCUACAAGGAAAUGUUGGCAGUAGAUGCCCCAAGGAGACAUAAGGUCUCUGUCCAUGUUCUUGCCAGAGAAAUGGAUUCUUGUCCUGUGGUUGGAGAGUUCCCAUGUCAAAAUGAUAUAAAUUUGUCACAAGCACCAGCCUUGCCACAACCUGAAGUGAUUCAGAACAUGACUGAGUUCAAGCGUGGUUUGCCACUGUUUCCCCUUGUGAAACCACAUAUUAACUUCAUGGCUGCAAAACUCUGAAGAUUCCUCAAGGGUGGGAAAGUGCAGGAGGAUGCAUCCCUGAGUCUUCCAGGGGCUAGGAAAACAACCUCGGCCACUUUAAUAGUUUUUGGUUCACUAUUCAAGAGACAAACAGGAAAAAAAAAAAGGAGUUUGUCAAAUGUCAUUAUGUAGAAAUAUUAAAAAUCCAAAGUAAUUAAAUUACAAAAUCUUAUAGAUGUAGAAUAUUUUUAAAUACAUGCCUCUUAAAUAUUUUAAAAAUUUUUCUUUUCAUUACUAAGAGAAAUUUCCCUUCUAUAACAGUACUUAAAAUGAUGAAUGAUAUUCCUGUAGAAUCUUCCCUUCCCUAUUCUGUAAAAUAGUCACUUGUCAGAAGACAAUGUGUUAGUUGUUUUUUUUUUCCCUAAAAGCCUCCUAAGUUGACAGAAAAGGCUUUAAAAACCUUUAGAAAGGUGUGAUACCUUUUUAAAAACUGAUCCUCAAAUUUGCUUUCUACUUGGUGGUUUCAUGUAAAUCAAUGGAGAACAUUAACAUUGGGCAGAUAAUGAACAAAGCUAAAAUAAUUUUCUUUUAUUGGUGAAAUUGCUGAUUACAUAAGGCAUGGUUUUAAUCUUUUUAUAAAAUUUGAACAUGUUUUUUAUUCAAACUAGUAAAAUGCUGGAAAACCUAGAACACCCUACUUAUUUACAAUGUUAGAAAUACAGACUUACCUUGCAUCAAUUUUGUCCCAAACUGAAUUUCUCAGGAUUACUGUGAUUUGUUUCUUUCUGAUUGAAUUAUUUUGACAUUCUUGUUCAUAAUUGGUUUGCAGUGUUCCAUCAGUUUUACCUUUUCCCAUCAAUAACAUUUAUUGUAUUUAUUUAAUGAGUACAAAUAGGGUCAACUUCAGAUCCCACUGAGUGUGUGACAUGCUUUUCCAACAUCAGCUAUUAUAAACACUUGUAACUUUUUACUGCCAUGAUACGGCAGUCAGUGUAUGAACCGAAAUAUUUGCCCCAUUAUGAAUUUAAAAGACAACAAGUACAAAGCCACCUUUUUGAAGGUACAAAAAAAUAAAGCCUUGAUUCUUAAAUAGUGUGAUCUCCAGAAGACUCUAAAAUCCCUUUUUGCUACCAGUCUAAUAUUGCCUUAAGUGUUAAGUUAUUUUUUGAAUAUAUAAAUAUAAACAUACAAACACAGAUGAAGACUGGAGUGGACUUUUAAAAACUAUUUUUUUCAUGAGAUACUAUUUUAGAUGAAUUGUUACUGUAGAUUUAACAGCUGUUUUGAAAUAUUUACUGUUGUUCAACCUUGCUUCAAGAGAAAUUGUGAAUAUCCUUCUACACCCAGGCACUAGUAACAGUCCGUACGUGGCCCCAUCAUCCACUAACUCAGGCAAAGAACAGGAUGGCAUUCUCCGAUGACAUCUUACCUCCACGGGAGUGAUUGGCCAGGACUUCUUUCUGUAGAGUCAUGUCUUUUCACACCUUAGGUUUUCACAUUUGCCAUUUCCCAGAUAAUCUACAUUUGGGGCAAGAAUGAUAGAAUCAUACCUGUGGAGGCUGCUUUCGAAAGCAGGGCUCCAUUUCCACUGUCAGAUAAACGUGGUGCUGUACCUGUCUUUUUACCCCUACCUGCAGGAGUUUCCUUGUGGGAAGCCUGUCUUUGUCCAUCAGAAGGUGCGUGAGCCAUCACUUCCUUCUGGUUUUAUGCAUUUGUAGACUAUGCAGCUUUUCAUCAAACUGCAAAUAUAUACAAGAGGGAUCUAAAAUUAGCCCUGAGUGUUUAAAUCCACCACUGUAAGAGUAAAUAAUCCACCUACCUUUUCUGUGGAGAAUUAUGUGCUAUGGAGUAAUUUUUAGCUCUUUUUAAAAAAAAAUGGGUGAAAUUUAACAGUGUCAUUUUUAUGAGAAAGUCACAUGAAGAAAUCUGAAAGGAAUCUCAUGUAGUCUUCCAGGAACCUGGAUUGUUGUGCAAGGUGUUCCAGCAUUGUCCAGUUGCCACAUUGGAUCUCGAGCUGCUGUUGGAUCACUCAGGCAUACUAAUGGAUUCAUCGAAAUGGGUCCAAGCUGCAGUCCAUGAGCAAUAACAGACUAUCCCGAAUACUGCUGUACUCAGUGCUUAAUAAAUGAGAUUUGUGGGAAACAAACUAAGUUAUUACUUAACGACUUUUUAAAAAAGUCUUUUUGCCUAGUUGAUGUGGAAGGGAGAGCAUGUGACACAGCCAGUAUGGUGGAGUGCUAGGGUAAUCCUGUUUACAAUAAAUUGCCUGAAUAUAA
Messenger RNA from Zalophus californianus (California sea lion), 5387 nucleotides. It is a transcript of the gene IDE, whose product is annotated as insulin degrading enzyme. Gene Ontology annotation, biological process: peptide catabolic process. The transcript has 25 exons. The coding region runs from base 139 to 3150 and encodes 1003 amino acids. Gene Ontology annotation, cellular component: peroxisomal matrix; mitochondrion; cytosol. The record is from RefSeq and is a predicted model, not a curated record. Lineage: Eukaryota; Metazoa; Chordata; Mammalia; Carnivora; Otariidae. Gene Ontology annotation, molecular function: metalloendopeptidase activity; metal ion binding.